This is a messenger RNA of Aspergillus steynii IBT 23096, 847 nucleotides long. RefSeq names its product glutathione S-transferase family protein. The record is from RefSeq and is a predicted model, not a curated record. Lineage: Eukaryota; Fungi; Ascomycota; Eurotiomycetes; Eurotiales; Aspergillaceae. The transcript has a single exon. Bases 170 to 847 code for a protein of 225 amino acids.
CUGGGCAUACGAUUCGAGAUGCCGAGUCCACGCACAGUGGCUACCCAGAUGAGAGCGCGAUCCUGCCAUGGAACUACAGCGUAUAUAACACGCCCAUCCCCUCCCACUAACCCCUGAAUCCCAGGACACAAUUCCCAUUCAGAUCCAAUAACCCAGAUACCCAACAACCAUGGUCCUCACAAUCCACCACCUCCACGUCUCCCAAUCCGAACGCCUCCCCUGGCUCUGCGAAGAACUCGCCAUCCCCUACGAGCUGAAAACCUACCACCGCGCGCCCCUCCUCGCCCCGGUGGACUACAAAGCCCUCCACCCCGCCGCCACCGCACCCAUCAUCCAAGACGGGCCCUUGACCCUCGCCGAAAGCUGCGCCUGCAUCGAAUACAUCUGUCACCGUUACGCCGGGGGUAAACUCUUCCUGCCUCCGUCGCACCCUGGUUAUUCGGACUUUCUCUACUGGUGGCACUGGGUGGAUGGGACGUUUGCGCCGAGUGUGACGCGGUCGAUGAUGAUGCGGGGGGCGGGUGUGGAUCAGGAGAAUCAGUUUAUGGUGAUGACGAAGACGAGGCUGCGGAGGGGGCUGGAGGCGUUGGAGGAGAGGUUUAGCACGAAUGAGUGGUUGGCCGGGGAGGUGUUCACGGUGGCGGAUAUUAUGGUGGUGUUUUUGUUAUCGACGUUUCGGUAUUUUGAGCCGUUUAGUUUGACGGAGUAUGCGAGUGUUGUGGAGUUUUUGGGGAGGGUUGGGAAGAGAGAGGCGUAUCAGGUGGCGAUGAGGAAGUGUGAGCCGGAUAUGGAGUUGUUGUUGGGGGCGGAGGGUCCGGAGAGGUCGUUUAUGGAGAUGAGCAAGUAG